Molecule: messenger RNA, 2836 nt
Organism: Silurus meridionalis
Lineage: Eukaryota; Metazoa; Chordata; Actinopteri; Siluriformes; Siluridae
Gene: wdfy1
Product: WD repeat and FYVE domain containing 1
Exons: 12
Coding region: 157-1383 (408 amino acids)
Molecular function (GO): metal ion binding; protein binding
Source: RefSeq, a predicted model, not a curated record
AAGAAGAAGAAGAAGAAGAAGAAGAAGAAGAAGAAGAAGAAAAACCAAAACAAAACAAACAAACAAUAAAAAAACAACAAGAAGAAAAGUAGCAGCAGCGAUUAGCUGUCUGCUUAAAUACCUACAGGGAGGGGAGAUCAAAAUACGAAUUCAGCUAUGGCGGCCGAGAUUCAUUCAAGGCAACAGAGCUCCAGGCCUGUCCUCCUGAACAAAAUCGAAGGGCACCAAGAUUCAGUAACUGCCGCAGUCUUAAUUCAGAAAGAGGACGGAGUCAUCACAGUCAGUGAAGACAGGUCUAUUCGAGUAUGGCUGAAGAGAGACAGUGGACAAUACUGGCCCAGCAUUUAUCAUUCUAUGUCCUCUCCAUGUUCAUGCAUGGCAUACCAUCAAGAAAGCAGGCGGAUCUUUAUAGGACAGGACAAUGGAUCAAUUGUGGAGUUUCUUAUUUCUGAAGAUUUCAACAAGAUGAACCAUGUAAAAACCUAUCCAGCUCAUCAAAGCCGUGUGUCAGAUAUGGUGUUUUCCUUGCUGAGUCAGUGGGUGGUGAGCACAGGAUAUGAUAAAAGUGUCAGCUGGAUGUGCACCCAAAGUGGUUCCAUGCUGGGAUGCCACUAUUUCAGCUCCUGGGCCUCAUGUCUUCAGUAUGAUGAUGAUACCCAACAUGCGUUUGUUGGUGACUGCUCGGGACAAAUCAGCCUGCUGAAAUUGGAAAGACAAACAUAUUCCACCAUAACUACUUUGAAGGGACACGAAGGAAGCAUAGGAGCGCUGUGGUGGGACCCGGUGAAUAGAUGGCUGUUCUCUGGUGCAUCAGAUCACAGUAUAAUCAUGUGGGAUAUCGGCGGGAGAAAGGGCCGCACACUGUUACUGCAGGGACAUCAUGAAAAGGUUCAGGCUCUGCACUAUCUGCAGCUGUCUAAGCAGCUGGUCUCCUGCUCAGCUGAUGGAGCGAUUUCAGUCUGGAAUAUGGACAUGCCACGGGAGGAGGCUCCACAGUGGAUGGAUAGUGACUCAUGUCAGAUGUGUGAGCAGCCAUUUUUUUGGAACAUUAAGCAAAUGUGGGACACUAAGACCUUGGGUCUCAGACAACACCAUUGCAGGAAAUGUGGUAAGGCAGUUUGUGGGAAGUGUAGCUCUAAACAGUCGACCUACCCCAUCAUGGGCUUUGAGUUCCAGGUGCGAAUGUGUGAUGACUGCUACAAGACAAUAAAAGAGGAAGAUCGAUUACCUAUGGCUGUGAUCCAUGAAGGGAAGCACAACAUAUCUCACAUGGACAUUGACAUGUCUAGAGGCCUUAUGGUCACCUGUGGGAAUGACCGUAUUGUUAAGAUAUGGGACAUGAACCACGUGGUUGGCUACAACAAUUCAGGGGGCUCUUUCUGAGUGAUUGAAGCAUUUCAAACUUCACCCAUGAUUUCUUCCAACAGAAGCCCCAUACAGAAGCUCUCAACUUUUUAAUACACAAAACUGGCCUCUCUGUAGUAAUAUUUCUGUAUGCCUCUGUAAACCUCUCUCUGUUUCUGUUUCUGUCUCUCCCCUGCCUUAUUCAACUCAGGUGAAGAACUGUGAGUUUGAUUCAGGCUCUAACAGUGACCCAUAAAUGCAAUUGACAUUGCCACAGAAAGGUUCUGUAGGAUAAAUAUAAAGGUUCUGUAGAUAAAGGUUCCCAUUAUUUAUAUAUAUAUAUAUAUAUAUAUAUAUAUAUAUAUAUAUAUAUAUAUAUAUAUAUAUAGUGAGAGCGAGAGAGAGAGAGAGAGAGAGACUAAUAUACACCGAUCAGCUGUAAUAUUAAAGCAACUAAAAAACAAAAUGAAUAACAUUGUUUUUCUUAUUACAAUGGCACGUCAGGUAAAUUUAUACAUGUUAAAUAUAUUACGCAGUGAACAGUCCAUUGUCAAAGUUGGUGUAUAGGAAGCAUAAAACAUUUAUAAGGGCCUUUUUUUAAAGAGGCAAAUUGGGAUAGCCAAAUGACAAGCCAGAUUUCUUGGACCACCCCACAAGACCUGUCAUUUUAGAGACACUGUAACUUCAUGUCAUGUAGCAGUCAAGUAGCAGUUUGUCCCCUCUUAAGGUUCAGAUUCUUGCCAUUCUUCUAUGUUUCAUUUUUACUUUCAACUGACUGUUCAUUUGCUGCCCAUUAAAUCCCAACCCACAUGUGCAGUGUACAGUGUGUGUGAGAGAGAAAACCUUAGUGAGGUAGGAUGCUUAUGUUGUGCAAGAACUGGUGCACAGUCAUUCAGAAGGUGUUUAGGAGAAUUAAGGUCAGGGCUUUGUGCAGCUCAUUCAAGUUCAACCUUGGCAAAGUUGCUGCUCACACAAUGUUUUUAUUUUUUGCACCAACUGUUGUUUGGUGCCACAGAGGCUGGUUUGAAAAUUGGACAAGCCAAGCUGUGCUUUUCACUUCUCCAUUCUGCUGUGAACAUUAAUCUCUGAGCUGCAUUAUUUUUGUAGCCUGCCAUUAAAAUGGUCUGAUAUUUGCAUGAAUGACAGGGGUGCUCCUAAUAAAAUGACCAGUAAGUGUAUAUGGUACAGCUUCUCUCUCUCCCUCUAUUUCACAGACAGACACAAACACACCCACAUACACUAACUUGUUCAUUCACUACAUUUGUCCUUUGAAGUUUCUUUGAAUGUUUCAAAGUUGCCUUUGUUUUGUGUGUUUUUUCAGUGUGCACGCAGAUGAGAAUUUCCUAAGUAAUUUUUCUACUGUAAACAUGUCCAUGCGAAAGCUGUGAACAAAUAUUGGUGUUUUUUUUUGCUUUUUACUAACGAAGUGGUCACCAUAGGGCGUGGCUUCAUAUUUUUUGGUCAUAAAAAAUAAAAGCCUUAAUUAAUGUCA